Messenger RNA from Helianthus annuus (common sunflower), 741 nucleotides. RefSeq names its product GATA transcription factor 15-like. Gene Ontology annotation, biological process: regulation of DNA-templated transcription. Gene Ontology annotation, molecular function: sequence-specific DNA binding; zinc ion binding. Lineage: Eukaryota; Viridiplantae; Streptophyta; Magnoliopsida; Asterales; Asteraceae. The record is from RefSeq and is a predicted model, not a curated record. The coding region runs from base 147 to 557 and encodes 136 amino acids. The transcript is spliced from 3 exons.
UACAAACCAACAGCCAUCAAUAUCUGAACCCACCCCUCAUCCUCUACUCACUCACUCACUCACUCACUCACUCACACAGUGAGUGAUCAUAUCCAUAUUCACACACUUUUUUAUGUGUUUGUUCUGUUGCAAUCCUCAUUAUCAUCAUGGAUCUGAAAGAUAAGAGAUCAGUCGAAGAAAAAGCCGAGAGUCCGUUAGCAUCCUCAAAUCAGACAAAAUGCUGUACCGAUUGUCAAACCACUACAACUCCUCUUUGGAGAGGCGGUCCUGCUGGUCCCAAGUCGCUUUGCAAUGCGUGUGGAAUCAAAUACAACAAGAAGAGAAGAUCACAAAUGAGUGGAUAUGAUAAAAGCAGAAGAAAAACAUCAAAGAAUGCGAAACGAAACGGCGAUUUGUUGAAGGUGAGAGUGAUGGUGAUCGAUCAAAAACAACAGCAGCAGCAGCAGAGGAAGAGAUCAUCGUAUGAAAGAGGGAAGCCAUGGUGGAACAAGCUACGAGAAGAAGAACAAGCUGCUAUACUGUUGAUGGCAAUCUCUUGUGGUGGAUCUCUGUAUUGAGUUUUUCAAUUUGGGGGAAAUUCAAAACCCUAACUAAUUAACAGUGUUCUAACCCUAGCUUAGCCAGAAAGGGGCGAAACUUUCCAUGUUUAUUUUAUGUUUUGGUUGACAACUCAUAUCUCUACUGUUUACUGCGUUUUCAUUGCAAUCUACCUGACAAUGCUUCAUUAGGUCAAACUUGACA